Molecule: messenger RNA, 1209 nt
Organism: Apiotrichum porosum
Lineage: Eukaryota; Fungi; Basidiomycota; Tremellomycetes; Trichosporonales; Trichosporonaceae
Product: glycerol-3-phosphate dehydrogenase
Exons: 7
Coding region: 1-1209 (402 amino acids)
Biological process (GO): glycerol-3-phosphate catabolic process; carbohydrate metabolic process
Cellular component (GO): glycerol-3-phosphate dehydrogenase (FAD) complex; nucleus; cytosol
Molecular function (GO): protein homodimerization activity; NAD binding; glycerol-3-phosphate dehydrogenase [NAD(P)+] activity
Source: RefSeq, a predicted model, not a curated record
AUGUCCUCGUCCUCGUCGUCUACAGCGGCGCCCUCCCCCGCCAUUCAGUCCAUCCUCCCCCGUCUCGCUGCCGUUCGGGCUCACCUCGCUCCACCAAACCCUACAACAGCCCGCAACCUCGCAUCCGCCGCUCUCACCUCAUCCACUAAACCCACUUCCACAAUCAACAUGGCAAAGGACAAGGUCGCCAUCAUCGGCUCGGGCAACUGGGGCUCGGCCAUUGCCCGCAUUGCCGGCCAGAACGUCGUCAAGCACUCGGAUGUGUUCGAGUCGUCGCGCGUGCCGCUCUGGGUGUUUGAGGAGAUGAUUGACGGCAAGAAGCUCACCGACAUCAUCAACACCACCCACAUCAACGUCAAGUACCUCCCCGACAUUCCUCUCAGUGACAACGUCGUUGCCAUUCCCGACAUUGCCAAGGCCGUCGAGGGUGCCACUGCACUCGUCUUCGUCAUGCCCCACCAGUUCCUUGCCAAGGCGCUCGACGCUAUCGAGGGCCACGUCGCACCCGGGGCCAAGGCCAUCUCGCUCAUCAAGGGCGUCGACGUGCACGGAUCUGACAUCCACAUCUUCGCCGACGUCAUUGAGAAGCGUCUGGGCAUCUCGUGCUCGGCCCUCUCGGGCGCCAACAUUGCCUCCGAGGUCGCCCUCGAGCGCUUCUCCGAGACCACAGUCGGCUACCGCAAGGACAAGGAGGACGAGGGUCUGCUCUGGCAGAAGCUGUUCGAAACUCCCAAGUUCCGCGUCCAGCUCAUCGAGGACGUUGACGGCGUGUCGCUCUGCGGUGCGCUCAAGAACGUCGUCGCUGUCGCCGCGGGUCUCAGCGACGGUCUUGGCUACGGCAACAACACCAAGUCGGCCAUCAUGCGCAUCGGUCUUUUGGAAACCAAGAACUUCUGCCUCGAGUUCUUCAACGACGUCAAGCCCGAGACGUUCCUGCAGGAGUCGGCUGGUGUCGCCGACCUCAUCACCUCGUGCCUGGGUGGCCGUAACCGCAAGACGGCCGAGGCGUUCGUCACCACCGGCAAGCCGUUCGAUGUGCUCGAGCGCGAGAUGCUCGGUGGCCAGAAGCUGCAGGGUAUCCACACGGCCAUGGACGUCCACAACUUCCUCAAGGCCCGUAACCGUCUCGGCGCCUACCCGCUCUUCGACAAGGUCUACCACAUCUGCUGGGACGGCCUGGCGGCCGACACCCUCACCGACGGUCUUUAA